AUGCUUAGUGAUGGAGGUGCUCGCUUCUCACCCCGCGGCUGUGUUGAGGCCACAUGCUCACCGCCGAGCAGUGACAUGCGGCCAGGGCAGCAGCAACAGCAGCAGCAGCAGGUACUUGCAGCCGCCAUGCAGGUGUCAAGCAUCCCACCCAGAAAUCCGCUGCUGGCAACUGGUGUGUCUGUUGCCCGUCACUCGCGGCGCGCCAAGCCUGCCGCCGGGAUUCCUCAAGCCCAGGUGAGCCGCCCUUCGCGCCAGGUGCUCUUGUUCCUCAACCGCUUCCUCAGGUGUGGGCCGGGGCGCCUCAGGUUGUCCGUGGAGGCUCAGGUGCGCCAUAGUGUACCACGCAAUGCAGGAAUAACCAGGAUGAGCGGACACAAGGAGCGGCAGGUGGUGACGUGGGUGGGGCGGAGAGAAGGAGUCGGGGCGCGUCAGGUGGACAAGUCUCUGCGGGAGCUGGUGAAAGUGGUUCGCUCGGUGGUGCCCCCUGGUGGUCACAUGUACACCAUCUGUGAGCGAUACGACACCUACCAGACUGGAGGGCUGUAUCCGGUGAUGCACGUCAGCGAGGACAGCGGCACGGUGAGCAAACUGAUGCACUCCGGCGCGUUCCUUGACUCCGACGUGCUGGGACAAGACAACCCCGUGGACCAAGGUGUGUUUGAAGAGGUGGGCAGCGUUCGGCCUCCUCUGCACGCUCAGGCCGCUAACGACUCCGUCCUCGUCAUCUCUGCCUUCAAAAGCAUCGAGGUGGAGCCCAACCCAACGCUCAUUAAGGAGUGGAAGGCGUGGACGGGGGCUCGGGCCUUCCUGCAGGACAUAAUGAUGGCGGGGCUGCAGUGCCUCAGGAUAAGGUUUCUGGUAAAGGCUGCGCCGCUGGAGGACCCUGGGGGCUUCACCUACGUCCUGAUGACCGAAGUGGCCAUCAACAAGCCCAGUGACGAGGGUAACAUAGUGGAUCUGCUGCAGAGGUUCCGCGUGGAGCGCUGGUCGGGCUACAACACCAUCUACCGUCGCCAGCUCUAACUAAUCAACCUCUCGCUGCUCCUCGCGCUUCGCCCGCCACCUACACUUAUUUAUUCUGAUGUGUGGUAAAAAGGAGACUUUUAUUUUAUUUAGUUUUCUAUGCAAUGGUGAGUGUGUUGAAUAAGGAGAUUAGCGGUGGUAUGUACGUACGUAAUUUUAGGAUUUGUAGUUGUUGUAUUUUUGUUUUAACGACGAAGCCGUUCAUUGUUUUGGAACACGAGUCGCACCUCUCCUUCGUUCGCGUUGGUGUUGUCGCACCGGCCUCCACAUGUAUUAUACUUAUUUUUCGUGACUUCCUGCAGUAAAGUAUGUAUUUGUCGUAUUAUUAGGUUUAAGACAAAUGUGAUGAAAUGCAACGAGUAAGUAUUAGUUCAGUGGUUCGAAUCCUCGGUGUAUUGUAUCCUGCUGCUACUAGGCGGCGCAGCGGUGGCCUGUAUGGAGGUGCGGCCAUGUUCUGGUGACUGAAGUGAGAUGAAAACCGGUGUGCUGUUAAACCUGAAAUCCUGGGAGCCCUGCAUGUGUGUCUGUGACUGUUGGAGAUGAUAACAUGAAGUAAAGAGCAAUAUAUCGUCUCGCCAGUCAGUCAGCCAGGGACGUACACAGAUCCAGCGCCUUCUGCAUGGCCUCGAGUCCCGUGCCCCAGUUGGUCGUAGCGGGGGCGGACACAGGCAUCAUGGUCACGACACCGCCACGCAUGCUCUGGUACUUCGACAGUGUUCCGGCCCGCACCUGCUGAUCAUCCGCCAUCUGCUGGAAAAACUUCUCGAACCCUGGAAGAGACACGUCGCAGCUGCCGAAGUGCUGGAGUGCACAGUUUCUCAGUCCAGCAGAAGCUCCCAGCCGGAACAGUUCCACUAGUUCACAGCGUGCUCUCUCGUAACAACCAGCAGAGGGUGAGUCGCAGCAUCAAGGGCGUCUCCAAAGUGUGUUCCUAAACGACCAUAAAGUAUUCGCGGUCUAAAAAUAAGACGAUUCUAAGAGCUGAGGUGAAGGAACGACGCUCCUUAAGGGCCUGGGAGUGAGCUGCACGGAACUCCAGUUGCCCCCAAACACUCUCAAUAAAGCUUGAUGAAAGGACCACAAUGGUGCGCCGGCUUGCCUCCACACUUUGCAUGAUCUGGUUCUGGAUGUACUCCCCGGGCACCCAGUCCCGGUAGUGGAGGCACACACGGUACUUAGGCUCCCCGCACUCCAGGCCAGGCACCAGCUCCUUCAUCACAAACUCUUCAUCCUUAAAUGAAAAAAAAGUAAGUCAGAGGUGCACUGGGUAUGCACACACCAAGAAUACUGAAGAUGGUGAGAAGGAUGAGGAUGACCACUAUGGUGACAAUGACCAUUGGCUGCAUGAAGAACGGGCAAAGGUCAUGUUCGCUCAGGUCCAUCACCAGCUCUCCGCUCUCACACUGCAGUUCCGUGAAGUCAUUCACCUUCAAGAAAAUCAGUAACAUUACAGCUGAGCUAUGCUUUAUUCCACUUGCAAAGACACUUAAUUUCUCAUCGAAUUUUUAACAUCUAUUAUCUUAAAAAGGCAGUUAUUCUGUUAACCAAAAUAGUGAUAAAACUUUCAACCAAAAUAGUGAUAAAACUUUCUACUAUGUAUUUUAUUCCCACAAUCAGAUACGAGAAGAGAAAUUUCCAAGCCCCAUAUUUAGAAAUCUAAAUGUUUACUAAAGCAUCAUUGCCAAUUGGUAAAAACUGAAGUUGUAUAUAAAAUAAUUGUGAGAAACUAGUUUUAUUGUAAAUGUUUCAUACAAUACAAUGCUGUUCUAUUCUCAUGGAACAAAUCAAA
This is a messenger RNA of Portunus trituberculatus (swimming crab), 2812 nucleotides long. RefSeq lists its product as uncharacterized. The transcript has 13 exons. The record is from RefSeq and is a predicted model, not a curated record. NCBI's taxonomy places the organism in Eukaryota, Metazoa, Arthropoda, Malacostraca, Decapoda, Portunidae. The coding region runs from base 1 to 1023 and encodes 340 amino acids.